CGAUGGAGCUGCGGCCCGAGCGGGCGGAGGAGGCGCGCGGCGGGGAGCGCAUCUCGCUGCUGCUCAGGCUUAGAGCACAGAUGAAACAGCAACUUUUAGAAUACAAGUCGAUGAUUGAUGCAAAUGAAGAAAAAACUCCCGAACAAGACAUGCAAGAAAAACAAAUGGAAACUAAAAUUGAAAGCUUGGAAAAUGAGAUUGAAGAUGUGAAAACUGCUUUUGACAUUAAAAAUCUUGUAUUGAGCAGGAUGCAACUCUCAUCUGCACUUAAGAAUAACUUGGAAAACACAGCCACCGAGAGUAGUGAGUUAAUGGAUGACCUGAAUGACAUAUUAAAGCUAAAUAAACUGAUAAUGACAUCACAGCAGGAAUCUCGGGAAUUAGAGAAAAAGCUUCUUGAUGUCCGAAAGAAGAGACUGCAAUUAAAGCAAGCUUCGGGAAGAAAGCUUUUAGAAAUACAGACAGAGAAGAACAAACAGAAAGAGGAACUGGACAGUGUGGAAAACUCAGACAAGAUAAAGACCAUGCAGCACAACCUGCAGAUGGAAAUGCAAACCACCACAGUUGUUCAGCACGUGUUCCAGAACCUCAUUUUGGGAAGUAAAGUCAACUGGGCCGAGGACCCCGCCCUCAAGGAGACUGUUCUGCAGCUUGAGAAGAUCGUCACCAUGAUCUAAUGAUGAGAUUGUGGCAGUUUUAAAGUGAUUUUUGUGCCGGGC
Messenger RNA from Jaculus jaculus (lesser Egyptian jerboa), 719 nucleotides. Its product is annotated as centromere protein H. NCBI's taxonomy places the organism in Eukaryota, Metazoa, Chordata, Mammalia, Rodentia, Dipodidae. The coding region runs from base 3 to 677 and encodes 224 amino acids. Gene Ontology annotation, cellular component: nucleus; kinetochore. The transcript has a single exon. Gene Ontology annotation, biological process: chromosome segregation; mitotic spindle organization; kinetochore assembly. The record is from RefSeq and is a predicted model, not a curated record. Gene Ontology annotation, molecular function: kinetochore binding.